Messenger RNA from Rubroshorea leprosula, 2047 nucleotides. The record is from the annotation of a GenBank genome assembly. NCBI's taxonomy places the organism in Eukaryota, Viridiplantae, Streptophyta, Magnoliopsida, Malvales, Dipterocarpaceae.
GACAAGGACAAGGUAACCGUUUUAACCGUAACCAACUAACUUGAAGAUACGGUCAACUCUGUGGCUGUCUUUUUCGAAACAGACUUCUUUCUAUGGUCCUCCUCAUUUAUAGCCAAAGACACCACCCGUUUCCUAAGAUCCUCGUACUUAAUUCCACAAACAAACAUCAACUUCAACAAACACAACAGGGAAAAAAGGAAAAACAAAGGGUUCUUCAAAAUCGUGCAAAAAUUGCGAAUACAAUAGAGUGUGAGCUGCAAAAUGCAGAGGACAAUGUCAAUCCAUCCUCUGCUAGUUCAUCCCCUACCCACAAACUCACCGAUUCCCAGUUCCACAGUACAUCAUCGGCGUUCCUCGAUGCCGUCGCUUUGGAGUCCGCCGAUCUCCACCCUGCUCCUACAACGUUGGUUGCCACCGAAGGUGGAGAUUAUCCAUUGGUAACUGGCUUUGGAGAUGCGAAGUACAUAUGGUUCGUCGAGUCCUCUAAGUUAUGGGGGAUUGCUGGUCCCAUUGCAUUCAAUAUUAUCUGCAAUUACGGUAUCAAUUCCUUCACCAAUAUCUUCGUCGGCCAUAUUGGAGAUGUUGAGCUCUCUGCUGUCGCCAUUGCUCUAUCCGUAGUCGCAAACUUCUCCUUCGGAUUCAUGCUUGGAAUGGCUAGUGCGCUGGAGACGCUGUGUGGACAGGCAUUCGGCGCCGGUCAAGUCGACAUGCUCGGUGUGUAUCUGCAGCGUUCGAUGAUAAUCCUCUUUGGGGCUUGCUUCUUCCUUUUACCUCUUUACAUCUACGCCACACCCAUCUUGAAACUCCUCGGCCAAGAAACCGACAUUGCAGAAUUGGCUGGAAAAUUCACCGUCCAAGUCAUCCCUCAAAUGUUCUCCUUAGCCAUUAAUUUCACGACCCAGAAGUUCUUGCAGGCACAGAGCAAGGUGGGUGCUUUGGCAUGGAUAGCCUUUGUGGCUCUUAUAUCACAUAUCAUGAUACUUCACCUCUUCAUCAACGUGUUCAAGUGGGGCAUGGUUGGAGCUGCCGCCGCCUACGACAUCUCUGCCUGGGCCGUUGCGGUGGCUCAACUUAUAUAUGUGGUGGGAUGGUGCAAGGACGGCUGGAAGGGAUUGUCUUGGUUGGCCUUUAAGGACAUUUGGGGAUUUGUGAGACUUUCUAUAGCUUCAGCUGUGAUGCUUUGCUUGGAGAUUUGGUAUUUCAUGACCAUAAUUGUCCUGACCGGCCACCUUGAAGAUCCUAUCAUCGCAGUCGGUUCUCUUUCUAUUUGCAUGAACAUCAACGGUUGGGAAGGCAUGAUCUUCAUAGGAAUAAAUGCAGCCAUAAGUGUUAGGGUGUCCAAUGAGCUGGGAUCAGGACAUCCAAGAGCAGCCAAAUACUCGGUGGUGAUCACAGUGGUGCAGUCUCUACUGAUCGGAUGCAUAUCAGCAAUCAUUAUCUUGGCAACCAAAAACAAAUUUUCCAUCAUAUUCACAGACAGUGAACCCAUGCGCAAGGCUGUGGCUGAUCUGGCUUAUCUUCUAGGCAUAACCAUGGUGCUAAACAGUGUGCAGCCUGUUAUAUCAGGUGUUGCUGUUGGAGGAGGCUGGCAAGGUCUGGUGGCUUACAUAAACUUGUUCUGUUAUUACAUUGUUGGUCUCCCUCUAGGCUUUCUUCUUGGUUACAAAACUACAUUAGGGGUUCAGGGAAUUUGGAUUGGCAUGAUUUGUGGGACGUUUUUGCAGACAGUAAUCCUAGUGUUUAUUGUAUAUAAAACCAACUGGAACGAGGAGGUUGAACAGGCAUCUGAAAGGAUGAAGCAAUGGGGAGCAGAAGCUUUGGAUGCAACUUAAUGUUAGGCUUCCUCUUUUUUAUUGUACAUUUUUGCUUCCGUUUUUUCAUUUUUCCAUCACAUCAAAAUACAUAGAUAUGUGAAUGAUCUAAGUAAUUUAGUAGUUAUUUCAUUUAAACUACAAGACAUUUCAACAAGAUGGGUUAAAAAAGAGAAGAAGGCUACCCCAUGUCGUAAUUUGAAGGAAUGUUCCUUUGAUAAGAUAUUCCAAUGUAG